AUGAAUAUAAAUCCAGAGGGUAGCAUUCAAAAUGGUGGCGGUGGUGCAACAGAUAUUCGCAUUGGAAAUGAUGAUUUGUAUUCUAGGGUAAUAGUGGCUGGUGGUGGAGGGUCAGGAGGUGUUAUUUUGAAUGGAAAAAUGAACAUUGGAGGCCCAGGUGGUGGUAUUACUGGAGUAUCUGUUGAUUUGUUUUCAUUAAACGGAGGAACUCAAGAUUCUGGAGGAUAUUGUUCAUAUCAAUCGCAUUCAGGAAGUUUUGGUUAUGGUGGCAAUAACAGUUUCCAAGGUGGAGGUGCUGGGGGUGGCUGGUUUGGUGGUGGGUCUGCAGAUCCUAAUUCAUUUGAAUAUUUAGGCUCCGGAGGUGGUUCUGGAUUUGCUUAUAACUAUACAUUUCAUCCAAGUUUCCCAUAUAAUUUAGAUGAAAGAUAUAUGCUUUCCAGAACAAAUUUGAUACCUGGAAAUGAGAGUUUACCUGAAUAUGAUGGAUCCUAUAGCAUUGGUCAUCAUGGACAUGGAGUCGCCAAAAUAACUUUAUUGUUACCUCCCAAAAAGACAGAGUUCAUUGAUCCAUAUCAUGAUAGAUUUUUUCGAGUUAUUCGUAGACGAUAA
Molecule: messenger RNA, 609 nt
Organism: Trichomonas vaginalis G3
Lineage: Eukaryota; Parabasalia; Trichomonadida; Trichomonadidae
Product: glycine-rich protein family
Exons: 1
Coding region: 1-609 (202 amino acids)
Source: RefSeq, a predicted model, not a curated record